AUGUCUGCACCGUCUCUGAUAGUCCCACCUACGGCUGGCCGUACGCGGCGACUGUCGUCGAUGGAGGCAACCCAUGAGAAGCUCCAAAUGGGUCCCACUGUCGUCGCUCCCCCACAACACCUGAUGGCCCCAUCAAGCGCAUCGGAAGUCGCCACAGGAUUUGAGACUGCGCGAUACAACCUUGAAUCUACCGCCACUCCCUCCUCGCCUGGAUCCACGCCCCCAGCCACAUCUGUCACCGACAAGUAUGCCUACGCGUUUGAUAUUGAUGGUGUUCUCAUUCGUGGAGGUCGGCCUAUCCCCGAGGCAAUCGAAGCAAUGAAGAUGCUCAACGGCGAGAACGAGUACGGCAUCAAAGUGCCCUAUAUUUUUGUCACCAAUGGCGGUGGUAAGACGGAGGCAGAGCGCUGUGUGCAGCUCAGCCAACAACUUCAAAUGGAAGUAUCACCAGGACAGUUCAUCUGUGGUCACACUCCCAUGAGGGAGAUGGCCGAGAAAUAUAACACUGUUCUCGUUGUCGGUGGUGAAGGGGAGAAGUGCCGCAUCGUGGCCGAAGGAUACGGCUUCAAGGAUGUUGUCACCCCAGGAGAUAUCAUUAAAGACAACCAGGACACAACACCAUUCCGCAAAUUGACAGAGGAGGAAUACAGGAACUCACGAGCACGCAACUUUGCAGAGGUCGAGAUUGAAGCCAUUUUCGUUUUCGCCGACUCCCGCGACUGGGCCUCUGACCAACAAAUCAUUCUUGAUCUUCUGAUGUCGAAGAACGGCCGUCUAGGAACACGCUCUGAGAACUUUGACGAGGGUCCACCAGUCUUCUUCUCACACAACGAUGUCGUCUGGAGCGCAUCUCACGAUCUCACCCGUAUUGGCAUGGGUGCCCUUCGCGUCUCACUGGAAGCCAUGUACAAGGCUGUCACUGGAAAGGACCUCAAGACAACCGCAUUUGGAAAGCCGCAGAUCGGUACCUUUGAGUUCGCUACCCGUCUCCUCCAGGAGUGGCGCAAAGAGAGCCACGGCAUUGACUCGCCACCCUCCACUGUCUACUUUGUCGGUGACACACCCGAGUCAGAUAUCCGUGGAACGAACGAGUACAAUGAGCACACUGACGAAGCCAACUGGUACUCCAUACUUGUGCAGACUGGUGUGUUCCAGCCAGGCACGACGCCACGCUUCCAGCCCAAGGCCAUUGUCGAGACUGUGCUCGAUGCUGUCAAGCACGGCAUGGAGCGCGAAUACAAGAAGGCUCUGAAAGAGAGCAUGAUUGCGACAGGUGUGAUUGAGGAAUAG
This is a messenger RNA of Plenodomus lingam JN3, 1290 nucleotides long. RefSeq lists its product as uncharacterized. Gene Ontology annotation, biological process: glycerophospholipid biosynthetic process. The record is from RefSeq and is a predicted model, not a curated record. Lineage: Eukaryota; Fungi; Ascomycota; Dothideomycetes; Pleosporales; Leptosphaeriaceae. Gene Ontology annotation, cellular component: mitochondrion.